CUGCUGACCCAGACCGUCAGUGUCCAGGACGCGGUUACCUUGGAGAUGACUGACAGCAGCGGGGGGUCAGGCCCGGUCAUCUGGCGGAAGGACGGGUCCAUUAUCUCGGGGGAGUCGGAGCUUACGCUGACCAUCGACAGCGUGGGGACCCAGGCCACCGGCGUGUUCGAGUGUUACCGCACGGAGGAACAGAGGCAGGCGGCCGAGCAGGCUAUCAUGCGGCUCAUCGUUAGAAGUUGCCCUGACGGAAAGUGGGGCCGCGGGUGUGACCAGGACUGUCCUGACUGUGAGAACGGCGGAGUCUGUAACCCGAGUGACGGGAGGUGCAUGUGUGCGCCAGGGUUCAUGGGGGAUACGUGUGACGAAGCCUGUGGUUCUAACGGUUUCGGGCUGGAGUGUGAGUACAAGUGUUCAGACGAGACGGACGCGCGGGAGACGUGUGCAGGGAGGCUGUUCUGCAUCCAGGACCCGUACGCAUGCUCAUGCUACAUAGGAUUCAAACCGCCGGAGUGCCAGGAUCCCUGUGAUGAGAAGACGUUCGGAGUGAACUGCCUGAAGCAGUGUAACUGUAAGGAGCAGUGUGACGUCGUGAACGGAGCCUGCGAUGACGGGUGCGAGGCGGGAUGGGAGGGAGGCGACUGUCAGACAGAAUGCGCAGAAGGAAAGUUCGGUGAGGACUGUACAGAGACCUGCCACUGCCUGGAUGACGUGGCUUGUGACAGGUUCACGGGUCGCUGCCCAAACGAUACAUGCGCAGGAGGCUGGGUGGGAGAGAUCUGCCAGGACAGACCCUGUUCAGAGGACCCGUGUCAGAAUGACGCCACCUGUCUGGACACACCUGAGGAGGGUCCGGACUACUACACCUGCACCUGCACGGAGGGGUGGGAGGGAACCAACUGCGACCAGGAAAUUGACGAGUGUUCAUCGGAUCCGUGUCAGAAUGGCGGAACCUGUACGGACGAGUUUGCGCAGUACUCCUGCGCAUGCACAGACAAGUACGAAGGAGACAACUGUGAAGUCGAGAUCCCGUGUGCCGGGGAGGACGGGGGUAGUCCGUAUCGCCCCCCGUCUCGGCUGAACUUAACGUGUACUGUUCUCCCCACAGAGAUCCCUGGUGCAGGAGAAGACGGAGGAAUGUCCGGUGGAGGCUCCCUUGGGGUGAUGAUCGGAGAGAUCCCUGGAGCCGGGGAGGACGGAGGAAUGUCCGGUGGAGGCUCCCUGGGGGUUCUGAUCGGGGGCGCGGUUGGCGGAGUUGUGUUCCUGGCCGUGCUCGGGUCGCUGGCGCACUACCUGAUCAAGAAGAAGUCCAAACCUGCCGUGGUGAAGCCAAAGUCCGACCCAGCGGACUAUGAGUGA
Molecule: messenger RNA, 1356 nt
Organism: Branchiostoma belcheri (Belcher's lancelet)
Lineage: Eukaryota; Metazoa; Chordata; Leptocardii; Amphioxiformes; Branchiostomatidae
Product: multiple epidermal growth factor-like domains protein 6
Exons: 9
Coding region: 46-1356 (436 amino acids)
Molecular function (GO): calcium ion binding; scavenger receptor activity
Source: RefSeq, a predicted model, not a curated record